Messenger RNA from Saprolegnia diclina VS20, 1074 nucleotides. RefSeq lists its product as hypothetical. The record is from RefSeq and is a predicted model, not a curated record. Gene Ontology annotation, biological process: modification-dependent protein catabolic process; protein ubiquitination. The transcript is spliced from 2 exons. The coding region runs from base 1 to 1074 and encodes 357 amino acids. Lineage: Eukaryota; Oomycota; Saprolegniomycetes; Saprolegniales; Saprolegniaceae. Gene Ontology annotation, molecular function: ubiquitin protein ligase binding; protein tag activity. Gene Ontology annotation, cellular component: nucleus; cytoplasm.
AUGCUCGUCAGCGACGACGAACUCGCGUCACUGAAGCUCGUCGCCCACCUCACAACCUGUCUCCUGUCCAAGCUCAAAGCACAAGGCGUGCAAGCGCACAGCUCGGCGCUUCGGUUCCAUGGCAUUGUCCUCUGCGAUGCGGACGAGCUGGCGCCACUACUGCCGACGCUCAACACGGGCGGUCUGCGCUGGGUGCUUUGCGUCCGCGUCGAUGAGGAGACGGACUAUGGCUAUCUCAUGUUUGGCGAACGGCGCUACACGAGCUACGUUUUUGUCAAGACGCUCACGGGCAAGAUCAUUGCGCUGGACAUGUCGCUCCAUGCGUUUGUGGACGACGUCAAGGAGAUGAUUGCCGACAUGGAAGGCAUCCCACCCGAUGUGCAGCGCCUCGUCUUUGAUGGGCAGCAACUGGCGGACGACGGGAACUUGGCAGAGUACAACAUUACGGCCGGGUGCGUGGUGCAGCUCAUACUUCCGCUCCCAGGCGGUGGCGACCCCGCUGUGUUUGCCACAGUGGAGGUCGCGGAUGCACGGCACACGGUCACAUUUUCGCUGUCGGCGCCGCGCUGGCGUGCGGUCGGCCAAGGCCUCAACCUCCACGGCACGUGCUUGAACCGCGCGUGUGUCGCUUACACGAAGGAGGUCAUUGCGCCGAUUGGCCUCCGGCCCUUCAACGUCAUUGCGCAGCGCGCGUACUGUCCCAUGUGCCGUCACAGCAUUGUCGCCCGCACCUGUGGCUUUUACAAGUGCAAGUGGCGUUACGAAGGCGUCAAGUCCGAGUCGGGUGUGUACGUGGCAUCGCCCUGGAAGACGCUGCCGAGCCAGAAGGCCUACAUCCUGUUUGACGAUGGUGAGUGCAACUUGUCGUUUUGGCGCAGCCUCGCCCUUAUUGCCCAGGCGCCAUCAAAAGUUCGCACGUGCGUGCUGUGCAACACUCGCGAUGCGAUAGAGAGAAGAGGCUGCGGCCACAUGCAUCUGCAUUGUGCCAAGUUGUGGAUCGAGAACUCGGCCGCGCGACGUGUCAUUGACGCCAUCUGUCCCCACUGCCACAAGUCCAUCAAUUUGUGUGAUUAG